AUGUCUUGUGUCUAUCGCCUGCGUCCAUUUGAACACCCGAUUUUCCUUGUCAUUAACAUAUUUCCGUGGGCUAAAAAGACAAUUUUUCUAUCACAUUUUGCUCUUCUUUCUUUCUUUCUUUCUUUCUUUCUAGUUCUGUCCAUGUCUUUCUUUCUUUUUUUUUUCUUUUUAUUCUGUCUAUUUCCUUCAUUCAUUCAAUCAUUCAUUCAUUCUUUCUUUCUUUCUUUCUUUCUUCUUUUCUUUCUUUCUAUCGUGUGUAGUCUUAUCUAUUAUCUUUCUAUCUAUCUAAUCAUAAAUCUAUCUAUCUAUCUAUCUUUCUCUUCAUUAUCUAUCUAUCUAUUUAUCUCCUUUUCUUCCGUUUACAAAGGGCGAUAUUAUCUAUCUAUUAUGUACUUUUUAAUCUGUUUUUUUUCUAUCUAUCUAUCUAUUUAUCUAUCUAUCUAUCAGGAAAAAUAUACAUUUGGUAGUAAAAAUCGGAUAUCUAUCUAUCUAUCUAUCUAUCUAUCUAUCUAUCUAUCUAUCUAUCUCUCUCUCUCUAUAUAUAUAUAUAUAUUUACAUUUUUGAUUAAACACGACAGAAAAGCCGUAGAAAUCGAAUGUAUCUAUCUAUCUAUCUAUCUGAGUCAGUUCAAAUCUAUCUAUCUAUCUAUCUAUCUAUCUGAGUCAGUUCAAAUCUAUCUAUCUAUCUAUCUAUCUAUCUAUCUAUCUAUCUAUCUGAGUCAUCAGUUCAUAUCUAUCUAUCUAUCUAUCUAUCUAUCUAUCUAUCUAUCUAUCUUCAGUUCAACCUUUUUUAAAUCUAUCUAUCUAUCUAUCUAUCUAUCUAUCUAUCUCUUUGAUCAGUUCAUAUUAUCUAUCUAUCUAUCUAUCUAUCUAUCUAUCUAUCUAUCUAUCUAUCUGCUUUCUAUUUUUAUCUAUCUAAUUAUCUAUCUAUCUAUCUAUCUAUCUAUCUAUCUAUCUAUUUUUACUCACUGA
Messenger RNA from Acanthosepion pharaonis, 972 nucleotides. The record is from the annotation of a GenBank genome assembly. Lineage: Eukaryota; Metazoa; Mollusca; Cephalopoda; Sepiida; Sepiidae.